AUGUGGCCUUUCUCUCGAAAUGAUGCCACCGGUGUCCCAGCAGUCCGGUCGGUGACUGGAAAGUCUCUUGUGCAGCGACUUGACAUGUUCCUGCUCACGUUUGGCUGUAUCUCCCAGGUCAUAAAAUAUCUUGACCAGACUAAUAUCCAGAACGCGUACGUGUCUGGAAUGAAGGAAGAGCUACAGCUGUUUGGAUUGGAGCUCAAUUACUUCACUACCUAUUUCAAUAUUGGCUACUGCAUCAUGCUCAUCCCCUCGCAAAUCAUAUUGACGCACGUGCGGCCAAGCUACUGGUUGCCUGGCUUGGAAAUCACCUGGGGAGUUCUGACUGGUCUCCUGGCCAUCGUCACCAGUGCAAACCAGGUCUAUGCCAUUCGUGUCUUUCUCGGGCUCUGCGAAAGCAGUGCUUGGCCUGGCAUGAUGACGCUGCUUAUGCACUGGUACACACCCAUGGAACUGGCCAAACGGAUGGGGUUCUUCCACUCCUGCCAAGCCUUGGGAGGGCUGUUCUCUGGCGCACUGCAAGCCAGUGUCAGCACUACAUUGCGUGGAGCCUACGGCAUGUCUGGCUGGAGAUGGCUCUUCAUCGUCAAUGGCGUCAUGACUGUUGUGGUUGGAGCCAUUGGCCUCGUCAUGCUGCCUGAUUAUCCUAAUGAUCCGAAUCCACGAGCCGUGUGGUUCACCAAGCAACACGCAGAACUCUCUUUGGAGAGACUUGCGCGGCAUGGACGGGGCAAACCUUCUCCAGUCACUUGGGCCGGCGUCAAGCGCACCUUGAGGUCAUGGAUCACAGUCAUCAUUCCAUUCCUUUACUGUUGUACGGUCAUUGGCAAUUACGGUGUCCAAUACUUUGAGCUAUUCCUCAAGAGCCGGCCAAAUGCCGAUGGCUCGCAGCGAUGGACCACCGCCGAGGUCAACGCCAUUCCCAUGGGAGGAAGAGCGAUUCAAAUUGCUUUUGUAUGGAUCUGGGCUAUCAUCUCCGACUGUAUGCAGAUCCGGUGGCAGCUUAUUGUGGCGCAGUGCACACUGGCGCUAGUUCCCACUCUCAUGAUGAGCAUCUGGAGUGCUCUCCCGUCUCAGAUGUCCGAUACCACGGCCUACGCAGGUUUCUUCCUUAAUUUUAUAGUAUUGGGAACGGCGCCCUUGUUGUUCUCCUGGCUGGCAGACAUCAUACCCCAGGAUCCCGAAGUCAGAGCCCUCGUCGUUGGUGUGGCCAUCGCCGCCGACUAUGCCGUCCAAGCGUGGUCCAAUUCUCUCAUGUGGCCUGCCACAGAGGCUCCUUACUACCGGGUUGGCUGGAAAGUAUCCGCCGUUCUCAUGCUGUUGGCCGCUACCAUGGUUUUCGUGCUACAUGUGGCAGACGCCAAGUACUUCCGGUACGUAUGA
Molecule: messenger RNA, 1386 nt
Organism: Microdochium trichocladiopsis
Lineage: Eukaryota; Fungi; Ascomycota; Sordariomycetes; Xylariales; Microdochiaceae
Product: major facilitator superfamily domain-containing protein
Exons: 8
Coding region: 1-1386 (461 amino acids)
Biological process (GO): transmembrane transport
Cellular component (GO): membrane
Molecular function (GO): transmembrane transporter activity
Source: RefSeq, a predicted model, not a curated record